UCUGGUUACAGCGGUGCUUAUGCACUGUCAGUGCAGAAUCUCCAGAUACAGUCGCUAGGACUUCGGUCUCUAAAAGAGAUCAGUAACGGGCUGGUGUUCAUUCACCAGAACCCGAACCUCUGCUAUGUGAGUACAAUUCCCUGGAGGCAGCUCUUUAAGAAGGAUCACCAGGAGGAGCUGAUAACAGCCAACAGGCUCCAGGACCUCUGUGAAGCCGAGGGGCGGACCUGUGACAGCCUCUGCACCAACGGCAGCUGCUGGGGGCCCGGCCCGGCGCAGUGCCUCUCCUGCACCUACUUCCGCGGCCAGGAAUGCGUGGAAUCCUGCAACUUGUACGAGGGCUCAUUUCGGGAGUAUGUGAGCGAAUUCAAGUGCAUGGCCUGUCACCCGGAGUGUUUCCCGCAGAACAACAGCCUCAGCUGCAGUGGGAAGGGCUCCGACAACUGCGUGGCCUGCCGCCGCUACCGGGACGGCGCGCACUGCGUCGCCAAGUGCCCCGGCGGCCUGCACGGCCACAUCUGGAAGUACCCGGACGAACACGGCCUGUGCCAGCUCUGCCCCACCAACUGCAGUCACUCGUGCACGGCGGGCGAGGACGGCUGUCCCGAGGAGCCCAUUCACAGCCAGGUGACCUCGGUGGUGGCCGGGAUCGUCGGGGCUCUGCUCUUCAUGCUGCUCGUCGUCCUGCUGAUCGUCUGGUGGAAACGCAAGGUCUACCUGAAGCAGAAGCACAAGAUGAUGAGACUCCUGGAGCAGAACAAGCUCGUCGAGCCGGUGAGUCCGAGCGGUGUUGUUCCGAAUCAGGCGCAGAUCCGAAUCCUGAAGGAGACGGAGAUGAAGAAAGUAAAAGUCCUGGGAUCCGGUGCCUUCGGAACUGUUUAUAAGGGCGUCUGGAUGCCGGAGGACGAAGACGUUAAGAUACCCGUUGCCAUUAAGGUACUCAGAGAGGGAACAUCGCCCAAAGCGAACAAGGAAAUCCUGGACGAGGCGUACAUCAUGGCAGGCGUCAGCAGCCCUUACGUCUGCCGUCUGCUGGGUAUCUGCCUCACCUCCACGGUGCAGCUGGUGACGCAGCUGAUGCCCUUCGGAUCCCUGCUCGACUACGUCCGCGAGCACAAGGACCGCAUCGGGUCGCAGCACCUCCUUAACUGGUGUGUGCAGAUCGCCAAGGGAAUGAAUUACCUGGAGGAUCAGGUCCGAUUGGUCCACCGGGACCUGGCAGCGAGGAAUGUGCUGGUAAGGAGCUUGAACCACGUGAAGAUCACAGACUUCGGGCUUGCCCGGCUCCUCGACACGGACGAGACGGAGUACCAUGCCGACGGCGGGAAGGUGCCCAUCAAGUGGAUGGCGCUGGAGUCCAUACUGCACCGCCGGUUCACCCAUCAGAGCGACGUCUGGAGUUACGGCGUGACGGUCUGGGAGCUGAUGACGUUCGGUGCCAAGCCUUACGAUGGGAUCCCGGCUCGAGAAAUCCACGAACUGUUGGAGAAGGGAGAGCGGUUGCCACAGCCUCCGAUCUGCACCAUCGACGUCUACAUGAUUAUGGUCAAGUGCUGGAUGAUUGACUCGGAAUGUCGGCCUCGCUUCCAGGAGUUGGUGGCGGAGUUUUCCAAAAUGGCCCGGGAUCCUCAGCGAUACAUCGUUAUCCAGGGUGACGAGCACCUCGUACCUCAGAGCCCGACUGACAGCAAGUUCUACCGGACCCUGCUAGAGGACGAGGAGAUGCAGGACCUGAUCGACGCGGAAGAGUACCUGAGCGCGAGGAGCGUGGCGGAGGCGGGCGCCCAGGGCCCUCCGCCCGGCCCGGCUUACCGGCCCCCCUCGCAGGUGGAAGUGCCGGUGGAGGCGGACGGCCCCUGCUGCGGGGCCCCGGACGAGGUGCCUGGCCAGCGGUACAGCUCCGACCCCACCGCGCGCCUGGACGGGGAGGGAGAGGCCGGCUUCGAGACGGACAGUUACAUCGCGCUGGGUGGCGAGACCCCGGCCGCAGGUUACAUGAACCAGCGGGGGGAGGCCGGAAGAGGCGGGUUAUUCCCUCGGGGCAGUGGCGGGAGUGACCUGCUGCUCCCAAGCAGCCCCUUCCAGAAUACUGUGCAGAACCCCGAGUACCUGUCGCAGCACAGCUCGCUGUCCGACGACGAGCCGGCCCUCGACUGGGGCCCGGGCCAGCCCAACGGCUACAUCCGCGUGGCGACGGCGGAGAACCCCGAGUACCUCGGCCUCUCGGAGACCAGCAGCGUGUAAAAGGGCACCUUGCCGGUGAAAUCGGUCCCACCACGGUCUGACUGCACGCCAGAGACUGGCGGGGGGGGGGGGGGCAGCGAGACCCAGACAGGCUGCAUUGCGGCGGAGGGAGUGGGGGCUUCUCCCUGGACGAUGCUGUGAGUAGGGAAGCGUGGUAACGCUGUCCAUUUCUGCCGGUGUUCGUCAGCCAUCAGUCUCUCCAGGGACUUACCGCGAAUCAAAAUGAGGAUUGCCCCGGAGCCCGUUCCCCAUCUUCGUUCCAUUCUGUCCCCCAUUCUCACACAGUCACCCCCACUCCUCUCUCCCAUUCCACCUCUGAAAUAUCGCACCCAGCCAGUCGCGGUCUGGUUGGCCGAGUUCUGAACAAUGCUGCAGUUAGCGUGAACUGUUAAUGAAUGUUACCGAUUUUUUGUACAUCUGAUUUUGGGAAAUAGUUUUGUAUGUUUGAGAGAGAGAUUUUUUUUUUUCUAGAUGUCUGCUGUGAAUAGCUGAGGUGAGGGGAGAUGGUCUGAUCCGGAGGCCGGUAGCGGGAUCUCGGUCAAACCGCGGUUCCUGAGCUCAGACCGUCUCCCGCCAGGCGAAUCCGUUAGUCUGAUGAGUCGUGCCGGUGGUUACACCCGUGAUUGAACCCACCGCGCGUGGCCGCUGAUUGGGUUGUGAUUUGAUCAUUGGACACGCUGACUGCGAGGAGAGCCCACGUUUACCGAGUGCCGGGGAGCUGAUGGCGGUCUGCACCGAACUCGGGAGAACGGGGAUGGACUUCCGAUCCGCGUCCCUCCCUCAGGACCGGUCGGCACUCCCGUCUCUCCUCCCAGCCACCGUGUCCUGGAGUUACUCUUGGAAUCUGGUACGAACAAUAAAGCUCGCAGUUUUUAAUCAG
Molecule: messenger RNA, 3124 nt
Organism: Hypanus sabinus (Atlantic stingray)
Lineage: Eukaryota; Metazoa; Chordata; Chondrichthyes; Myliobatiformes; Dasyatidae
Product: receptor tyrosine-protein kinase erbB-2-like
Exons: 16
Biological process (GO): protein phosphorylation; positive regulation of MAPK cascade; positive regulation of kinase activity
Cellular component (GO): basal plasma membrane; signaling receptor complex
Molecular function (GO): transmembrane receptor protein tyrosine kinase activity; ATP binding
Source: RefSeq, a predicted model, not a curated record